This is a messenger RNA of Topomyia yanbarensis, 1479 nucleotides long. RefSeq lists its product as uncharacterized. The record is from RefSeq and is a predicted model, not a curated record. Bases 1 to 1479 code for a protein of 492 amino acids. The transcript has a single exon. Lineage: Eukaryota; Metazoa; Arthropoda; Insecta; Diptera; Culicidae. Gene Ontology annotation, molecular function: nucleic acid binding.
AUGGUCCGAGUACCCGCUUACUGUCGACGAUUUCUCCAGAACUGUCGGAAAACUUCUAUAGCACGAAAGGAAUCAGCACAUCUCACAGUCGACGAGCGGAAGGAAGCAAAAGCGACGAUUAUCGGACUCAUCCAACAGCAAAGCUUCAACACCGAGUACAAGGCCCCUCAACAAGCACAAGCAGUAUCCCCGAAAUCUCGCAUCCGUUGGUUUCAUCCUUUCAUAGGCUCUGAUCAACUGAUUCGAAUUGGCGGCAGGCUGGGAAAGGCAAAUCAACAGUAUGACAGCAAACACCAGAUUCUUCUUCCUUCUUCGCAUCAUUUCUCCACCAUAUUCGUUCGCUACUACCAUGAGAAACAUCUGCAUGCAGCACCACAACUUCUGCUCAAUCUUCUUCGAUUACGAUACUGGAUCACCGGGGGCAGAAGUUUGGCCAAACUCACAGUGCACAAAUGUGUGAUUUGCGUUCGAGCUCGCCCCAAACUGCUCGAGCAAUUUAUGGCUGAACUACCCGCAGCACGAAUCACCGCAGCUCGACCAUUCUCUGUGACCGGCGUCGACUAUUGGGGACCGAUUCAACUAAAACCACCCCAUCGAAGAGCUGCAUCUAUCAAAGCCUACGUUGCAGUUUUCGUGUGCUUUGCAACGAAAGCUGUGCACCUUGAACUAGUGGGUGACCUGAGCACUGCCAAAUUUAUUGAAGCGCUUCGCAGAUUCGUCUCUCGUCGCGGAUUGUGCGCUGAAAUCUACAGCGACAACGAACGCAACUUUUUAGGAGCAGCCAACGAACUGCGUCAAAUAUUGCAAAGCAAAGAUCGCCAGCAAACAAUCGCCCGCGACUACGCCGACAACAGAAUCCAUUGGCAUUUCAACUCCCCAAGAGCAUCGCAUUUUGGUGGCUUGUGGGAGGCCGCAAUUGCAUCAGCGCAGAAACAUUUCGUACGAGUACUUGGAACUCACACGCUUGCCUACGACUCGAUGGAAACACUGCUAGCACAAAUCGAGUGCUGCCCCAACUCCCGCACGCUUGUGCCACUGUCCGAUGAAUCUAGCGACUUGGAGGCACUCACACCAGGUCAUUUUCUCACUGGAGCUGCACUGAAGGCUGUCCCGGGCAUAGAUGUCACCGACAUUCCUUUCAACAGACUUCGACAGUGGCAACAACUUAAAAAAAUGUUCCAACAGCCGUGGAAACGAAGGAACCUAGAAUACAUUUCAACACUACAAGGGCGAACGAAAUGGUACAACCCUCCGAUACACAUAACGAAGGACCAGUUGGCAGUUAUCAAGGACGAAAACUCCACUCCGAUGAGCUGGCCGACUGGAAGAAUCGUUGAACUUCACCCCGGGGACGACGGAACAUCUCGUGUCAUCACACUACAGACACCCAACGGCCGAUACACUCGACCGGUAUCCAAAAUUUGUCUGCUGCCAAUUUCAUCAGCAGCAGAAAAUCAGUCACCACCCACUACAGUAUAA